GACGGUGACGGUGGGUCCCAGCUUCUUUACUGAUUGUACGGAGGUCGUGUGCUUCCUGACCUAGAUCUCAGAACUGAAACAAGUUUGGGGAUCUGAGUACUGCAUAUUGGGCUGCGACUCAACUUUCCUCCAUUGCCGCCGCCAGGAAUCGUGGGGAUAGAGGAACUAUGGAUCUGGGGCAGGGGAUGAACGAGGAGUGCUACAUCUCAUUGCAAUCAGCGGGGAGAGGAGUAACUUUCACAGAACUCCUUACCAUGGUUGCUACUGAAGCAGAGCAGUCUAAGUUCACCGUUGACCGGCACGCGCAAGUAAACGAGCAGAUGGUUGUUGGAUCUGCAGAGGAAAAUGAAACUGAAAAGUGCAUUGACAGUAGUGCAAAUCGAGCUGCAGGUAACAUUGAGGAAGGAUUUUUGGAUACAAAUCUGGAAUUUAGUACGGAGACAUUAACACAGCCAGGAGCUGCUUUCGAUAGAAGGGAGGGUAAUUUUGGUUCAAAAUUACCGGACGAAUCCAUAGGAACUAGCUGUUUCGUUGAUAGUUCAGUUAACUUUGGUGGUAGUAACUGCUCCGACGGUAUUUCUAAGGCUUCAUUCUCAAGAACAAUUUCCAAUUACCAGUUGGAGGAAGAUUGUGGGGCAACUGAUGUGACAUCGCAAGUAAGGGAAUUUAAUGGUGGUCUAAUAGAAGAGUCAAUGAGGAAAUACUGUGAAGAUAAAAAAAGCAUCAUGUUCGAACCUGAGGUUGGAAUGCAGUUUUCAUCUACAGAAGAAGCAUUCCAGUUCUACAUGUACUCCUGGGUGUUAGGGUUCAGCAUCAGAUUAGGUGAUAACUACACAACAAAGACAAAGCAAAGGACAAUGCAAGAAUACCUUUGCCAGCGACAGGUACAGGAGAAUACAAGUUAACUUUUAAAUCUACAAGGAAUUAUCUACGAAAAAAACUAUCUUAGUAAAUACAAUGCAUACUAACUGCAUAUACGAAAAAUGUUGUCGUAUACAUGGGAUGUGCUGACAUUUUAGAAAAAUGCGACAUACCGAAUAGUUUUCGAACACCAUCGGCAACAUUUUUAUACGGAACUUCGUGGAUGAUCUCGAAGAUCGGCCGCACAAAUCAGAUGGCUGAGUGCACAUCGGACAUGCCGUUUCUCCGGCCAUG
Messenger RNA from Lolium rigidum, 1155 nucleotides. RefSeq lists its product as uncharacterized. The coding region runs from base 168 to 905 and encodes 245 amino acids. NCBI's taxonomy places the organism in Eukaryota, Viridiplantae, Streptophyta, Magnoliopsida, Poales, Poaceae. The record is from RefSeq and is a predicted model, not a curated record. The transcript is spliced from 6 exons.